UCUGUAGAAACACUCUCGUUUCUCUCUUCUCUCGCGCGCGCCGCACAAAGCAAAGAAGCAGAAUCAGAAAUCAAAGAGAGGAAGAGAAGAGGAGAAGUCAGUUUUCUGUCCAAGAAAAGGGGAAGAAAUGGACGACUACACCAGAGAGAUGAUGGACCUGAAAACCCUCGUCACGCGAACCCUAGAGAAGAAAGGCGUUCUUGCCAAGAUCCGGGCUGAACUCAGGGCAAGUGUCUUUGAGGCAAUUGAAGAGGAGGAUCAGGUAAUUGAAAAGGAUGAAGGUUUGCCUCCUGCACUACUGGGUAGCUGCAAUGAUCGUGCAAAACAACUCCAUGCUUCUUCUUCUGGAAGACUUUUAACAGCACUAAUAUGUGAAUAUUUAGACUGGGCGCAAUUAAACCACACCCUAAAAGUCUAUCUGCCAGAGUGCAAUUUGCAAAAGGACUUUUGGAAAGCUGAGUUGAAAGAAUUUGGUGGCAAAAACGAUUAUGAUCCCAACAGAAAUGGGGAUAGUGGUCCUUUGCUUUUGGAUGUUCUUGAAGGCUUUUUAAAGUUUGAGAAUAUAUCCCAAGCUAGGGGAACUGGAAGGAGACCUCCAGAAACUGAGGCUUUAUCUAGUUUAGAGCCUAGGAAUGCAAGAAGAUUCUCAUCAUCAUCUGUGGCUGGGGGUUUACCUCCACUAGCAAGGCCAGUUCCAGUUUCCCAAUCAUCUGACAGGAGAGCAGGAUCCUCCAUGUCUGGCUACAGAAAAGAUGAGUACAAUUGGAGAUACGACAGCGACAAUGUUCCAGAGGAUGUAAUUCGAGCUUCAGCUGCCCUGGAAGACCUUCAGUUGGAUCGAAAAGCCAGGAAUUUAACUUCUUCAUGGCGGCACGGUGGAGAUGGAAUCAGUGAGGAAGAUGAUGGAAGAGAUUGAUCACACGUAGCUGAAUGACAUCUGUAGUGUUAGUGUGUAUUUCAGGUUUUCACCCCCUAAAUGUCCUUUUUUUUUUUAACCAUAAUUAAGGGUAGAGUGAAGCUUAUGUAAGUUUUACGAAUCAUGUGGUGCUCUAGUGCUCUCCUUGAGCUUUCUACUCUUUUUGCCUUCUGCUUUCGGAUCCAUUCUGAUAUCUGAAUGAUUCAUUCUGUAAAACUCUCUUCGUUGAGUUCAAUGCCGCCGUUCUGAAAGUUUUG
Molecule: messenger RNA, 1173 nt
Organism: Rubroshorea leprosula
Lineage: Eukaryota; Viridiplantae; Streptophyta; Magnoliopsida; Malvales; Dipterocarpaceae
Source: the annotation of a GenBank genome assembly